AUGCCUCAAGCCUCAUCAAUGUCUCCUCCCCCUCUCUCCUCCCCACCCCACCAGGUGGCACCUCACAUGCUACGCGCGGCGCCUGUUCACAACCAGCCUCGCAGUGUUCACCAUCUGAGAUACCUCAAGCCUCAUCAAUGUCUCCUCCCCCUCUCUCCUCCCCACCCCACCAGGUGGCACCUCACAUGCUAUGCCCGCCGCCUGUUCAUCACCUCCCUGGCAGUCUUCGCGUGCACGUCCCCCGAGACACAGCUCUCCGUCACCCUCCCCCUGCAGGCCAUCCACAUCGGCCUGCACUUCGCCGCUUUGAGAUUCUCCUUCCUCCCUUCCCUCCCAUUCACCCUCAACUGCAGGUGGCACCUGUCCUGCUAUGCACGCCGGCUCUUCAUUGCAAGCAUCUCAGUCUUCGCGUGCACGUCCCCCGAGACACAGCUCUCCGUCACUCUCCCCCUGCAAGCCAUCCACAUCGGCCUUCACUUCGCUGCCUCCCCGCACUCCUCGCUCUCCCUCGACCUCCUCUCCUCCCUCCUCGCUCUUUCCGAGCUUCUCUUCACUGUUGCUCUCACGGGAAAGAGCUAUGUGGUUGUGCCGGCGGCAGCGACUGCGCUGUUUGUGUGCGCGCUCGUGCUGCUGCUCGUUCCGGCCACGCUGGUGUUGCUGUAUGAGAUGGUGAAUGGGUUUAUCGCGUGCACGGAGUGGACUCACCACCUGGCCAAGUCCCAGCUCUACGCUGUUCUCUCCCAGGCUCUUCUCGGUGCUGCUGUGGGGGAUGUCACUGUUGCCCGCAUGACCGCAGGGAAAGGCGACACCCGUGUGCUGAGUUCUCAGGUUUCCCAGCAGCAGCAACAGCAGCAGCAGCCGCAGCAGUUGAGUCAGCAGGAGCAAGCAAGCCAGCAGCAGCAGUUGCUGGGAGUGGCUGUGGGUGGUGGUGGUAUGCCUGGUCUGGCAGGAGUGGCAGCAGCGAUGGAGCGAGGAGGCGUGGGGUCUACGAGUGGGCGUCGCAGCAACAUCAGCGUUCUCGUUCGCAGUCUAUCCAAGCGAGAGGGCGUUGGUGGUGCCAGUGAUCUUCUUUCCAUGUCGCGCAGUAGCUCGCGCCACGAACUGCCUGGAGCAGCAGCAGGGGCAGCAGGAGUGGCAGCAGGAGCGGCAGGGGUGGGAACAACAGGCAUAGCGGAAGCGGCAGGAGGGGCAGCAGGGGGAGCUAGCGGUGGGUCAAUUGUGAGGAGCGGGUCCAGCUCACAGGACGCACCACCACCUGCAGCAGCGGAGGCAACAGCGUGGGCCUCAGCCAUAGGCGCGUACGGCCUCCCCAGAAGCAGCUCUCGCCGCGAGAUCGUCCCCAACUCGCCGCGCACACCCGCUUCCAUUGGCGCAUACGGCCUCUCUAGAAGCAGCUCUCGGCGCGAAAUCUCCAUGUCGCGAAGCUCGUCGCGGCGGGAGAUCUUAUCUGAGAUCGAAGGGGAGCUGGCAGCGGCGGGGUUACCAGGGUCGCUCUCCCGGUCGCUGUCCAAGUCACUCUCUCGGAGUGCGUCGAGGCGGGAGCGGUGGAAUGAUGGGAGCAGUAGCUUUGGAGGGGGGGUGGUGGAGGCUGAGGUGGUGUCUCGUGCUGAGUGGCCGCCCAGGCUAGAGGACCAUGUUACCUGGACCGCUGCUGCUGCUGCUGCUGCUGCUAGUUCUGAUGUAGGGGGUGGUGAGUCUGGUGCCACUGCUGCUGCUGCUGGUGCUGAUCCUGGUGUUGCUGGUGUGGGUGGUAAUGGUGAUGGUGGUGGUGGUGAUACUUCUGCUGCUGCUGUUGGUGAUCCUGGCAGUAGUGGUGCUGGUGAUUCUGCUGGUGUUGCUGCUGCUGGUGCUAGUGCUGGUGCUGCUGGUGCUAGCGAUUCUGGUUCUGGUUCUGCUGCUGCUGCUGGUGGUGCUGGUGCUGCCAGUGCAGCUGUUGAGAGGGCAGGAGAGGGUGGGGCAGCAACAGCCACCACCACUUCUCCUGCUGCUGACUCAUCACCGCACGCGGCUGACUCAUCACCACAGCAGCCCUCCCCGUCUAGCCCUCUGCCUGCGUCCGCUGCCCUACCAGCCGCAUCCAUGUCUCCAGGCUCUAGCCCGCAUACUCCAGAGGCGCGGCUGAGCGUGGCGGAGCUGACUCUCACGUUUCAGCGCCACCUGGCCAUUCUGGUGCGCGUGGAGGCACACCGGAGGGAGGACUCGCUGCGGCUGCUGCUGAGAUCCGAUGCCGUGCAGGACAUCAUCUCGUGGCUGACCUCUCCGUACUGGUAA
Molecule: messenger RNA, 2271 nt
Organism: Closterium sp. Yama58-4
Lineage: Eukaryota; Viridiplantae; Streptophyta; Zygnematophyceae; Desmidiales; Closteriaceae
Source: the annotation of a GenBank genome assembly